Messenger RNA from Ordospora pajunii, 513 nucleotides. RefSeq lists its product as uncharacterized. Lineage: Eukaryota; Fungi; Microsporidia; Ordosporidae. The transcript has a single exon. The record is from RefSeq and is a predicted model, not a curated record. Bases 1 to 513 code for a protein of 170 amino acids.
AUGAAGCACAUUGUGCAGCUUAUGCUUCUGGCAUAUGCAAUGUGCUUUUCAAGAGACAUCAUCUCAACAAACCACUCGAUGAACACAAUAAGAUAUAUGACAGCGCAUCAAUCUCCGCAUUUCCUUGCAGUGAUGUAUCCACAGGGUGUUAUUCCGCAGCUGAUAGGAGUGCCUGUCCAUGGAGUGUUUGAAGCAGUGUAUGAACAAAGGAAGGCUCUGGUGGUGGUCUUUCGUAUGAACAGAAGAUGUGCAAUUGAUGUUACGUGUGAGAAGCAGCUUUGCAGAGUGUGGGAGUAUUCGCCACACAUUGAAGAGGGAGUGGUGAUCAGGUCAUUUGGGAUAGUUGGUGGGCAAGUAGUGUGGACAGAUGUGAUGACGGAUUGGAUUGUGAUUCCGGACUUUACUGUUCAGUUUGUGGCGUUCAAUAUAUUUGGGAUUGUUCUUACGCUGAUGCUGAAGGUGUAUUGUGCACCACAGAAGCCUGAGAGAGCAAAAGCCAAAGAUAACGAAUGA